Pyrus x bretschneideri (Chinese white pear) is the source of this 1974-nucleotide messenger RNA. Its product is annotated as nuclear pore complex protein NUP58. Gene Ontology annotation, molecular function: structural constituent of nuclear pore. The coding region runs from base 104 to 1636 and encodes 510 amino acids. Gene Ontology annotation, biological process: nucleocytoplasmic transport. NCBI's taxonomy places the organism in Eukaryota, Viridiplantae, Streptophyta, Magnoliopsida, Rosales, Rosaceae. The record is from RefSeq and is a predicted model, not a curated record. Gene Ontology annotation, cellular component: nuclear pore. The transcript is spliced from 6 exons.
CCAGUUGCCCUUUUUCCCUCGCUAGGGUUUUGAAACAGGGGUCUCUUCGUCCUCCCCAAUUUUCGAACCUCAAUCCCAAAACCAGCCCACAGUAACCACAACAAUGGCGUUCGCGUCGUUGUUCUCUACGCCGCAGCCACAACAGCAGCAGCAGCAGCAAUCGCCGUUUCAAACUCAACAGCCCUCACAGCCCUUUCUGCAAAGCAGCUCUUUCUUCUCCCAACAACCACCGCAGCAGCAGCAGCAACAGACGCCGCUGUUUCAACAGCCGCAAUUCCAGCAGCAGCAGCCGCUGUUUCAACAGCCGCAAUUUCAGCAACAGCAGCAGCAACAACCGCAGCAGCAGCAGCCACAACAGCAAUUGUAUUUGUUUACCAAUGACAAGACUCCGGCGAGUUAUGGUACCAAGUGGGCGGAUCUCCAUCCGGAUUCCCAGAAAAUUCUUCUGCAGAUUGAGGAACGGAUACUGGGGUAUAGGGAUGAAAGCCAGCGGCUGGAUCAGUGUAGUCGUCUCUACGAUUCCUCCAUUUCCAAUGAUGCUUUCGAGCAUGACGCAAGUCGUAUUCUUCAGGAACUUGGGGGAAUUGGUACUUCCAUGGACCGACAGAAAGCUCUUUUGCAGGAGUUGAUGGCUAUUGUGAAAGACAUGUUGCGGAACAGCGAGGUUGCUGUUCGUUCUUUUAUGAUUUUACGCCCAAGGUUUCUUCAUCUGAAUGCAGGAAGUACUUCAAAUGCCACUGCCCCAUCACAAGCUCCUGGAGCAACAGUACCACCAGGUUCAAGUAGUCAACUAACAACUAGUUCUAUAGUGCCAGUUUUUGAUUUCUACAACGGGAUUCCGAGGAAACCAUCUCCGUUCCUACAGCAAACAAUUGCAAGAUUUGAGAAGUAUCUUGUUGAGUGUCGCCAGUGGAUUGAGGAAUUAGAGCAGCUGCUUCUAGACUCUGAGAGGAACCCAGUCAAUGAUAGAUCCUCGUUGUUGCAGUCUCUUCCAAAAGUCAUGUCAAAUGUGCAUGAUUUUUUCGUUCACGUGGCAGCUAAGGUGGAGAGUAUUCAUCAGUACGUUGUGUCCAUGAAAACAGCUUAUCUUGUUAAUGAGCGCCGCCAAGGGUAUGGGAACGAUCCAUUUCUCGAGGCUGAUCGGCGGGAAACAGCUAGGCAAGAAGCUGCUGCUAAGAGGGUGCAUCCAACUUUGCAUUUACCUGCAACGUUGCAACCAUCAACACAAGUUGCUGGAUUGUUUGCUAGUUCAGGAACCCCUGGGACAUCUACCACCCCACAGACGUCUGCUGCAGCUACCAUUACAGCUUCAUCUGGGAGUGGACUUUUCAGUACCCCUUCUGCUUCAUCUGCUCCAGUGUCUUCCUCUCUAUUUGCUACACCACCCACUACGGGUCCUGCAUCUUCUCUUUUUGCAACGCCAUUUUCUACGCCCCAGGCAUCACUGUUUAGUUCUUCAUCAGCAUUUGGACCUGCUUCAACUCCCUCUCUGUUUCCCAAUCCUGCUCCAGGCUUUGGUUCUACUCCAACUAUUGGAAGUUCAUUAUUUACUUCAGGUAGUGCUGGAUCAGGGCUGAAUUCUAGCUUUACUGCAAUGAAAUCAGCAAAGCCGAAAAGUCGAAGUAGCCGCCGUUAGCUACAGCUACGGCUGUUUCAGGGUCAAGAAAUCUGGAGGAAAGCAGCAAAGUAUGUGUUUUUUAAGUGUCAACAAUUGUUCUCUUUGCUCAACGCGACUUGCGUGCGGCUUCUUUUGCUGUGGAGUUGAUGGAUCUCCAAAAAGUUUCACUGAAUCCAUGUCCCAAGAGGAUCAAAAUUUCGUUCGGAAUGCUACUCCGGCAUGUCAUCUGAAUACUCGCCUUCUAGCUGCAGUUGUCUUUUCCUGUUGGUAGCUGACAUGCCGUUGCUGUUUUGUGACGUUGCAACGUGAGGUUAAAACAUCCGUCCGGCUCACAGAAAAAUUUAGGGAAGAAUUUA